Messenger RNA from Ruditapes philippinarum (Manila clam), 887 nucleotides. RefSeq names its product cysteine-rich venom protein pseudechetoxin-like. The transcript has 6 exons. Bases 147 to 872 code for a protein of 241 amino acids. Lineage: Eukaryota; Metazoa; Mollusca; Bivalvia; Venerida; Veneridae. The record is from RefSeq and is a predicted model, not a curated record.
AAAUUGUGUAGUAAAAUCAAACAUUAAUCGCGUAAUUUGGUCCAUAAUUGCACUGUGUCUUGAUAUAUAAAACCAUUGUCAACAAACCGAUUUUCCAGAAGGCUUAGGUGUUAUUUCGGUAAACAUAUACAUAAGAUUGGAGGACAAUGAUGUACGUUAUAGGUCUGCUGUUGUGUGUAUAUGUCUGUAAUGCGGAGGUUCUUAAUGAUUAUAAAGAUAUGAUAAUCAAGGGACAUAACAAUCUCAGAAGAAAACAAAAUGCAAAAAUGAUGAAUGAACUGACGUGGAGUGAUACACUGGCAAAGGAAGCCGAUGCAUGGAUCAGUCACUGUCGUUUUGAACACGAGAACAAAGGUCGUGGCGAGAAUAUGGCAUUCAGCCAAGACGAGGACAUCGAAAGAAAUAUCCAAACAGCAUUUGAUCAUUGGUACGAUGAAAUUAAUAAGUACAACUACGCCGGAAAGAAGUGCGGCGUUAGCUGCCACUACACCCAGCUUGUUUGGUCAACUACACGUGAAGUCGGUUGUGCCAUCAAAAAAUGCCCAAGUCUGUAUGUAUUUGGUAAGCAAGUUCAGAAUGCGUUGUUAUAUGGAUGCUGGUAUGACCCCCAUGGAAAUGAUAAUUCAGAGUAUCCCUACAUUCCAGGCCCAGCAUGCUCAGAGUGCUGGGAAGGCCAGACAUGCGUGGACGGUUUAUGUUCAGGUGAAGGAAAAGAAAAAUGUUUUGACAAAGAUGCUAAUUGCGAGACAUACGAUAUAGCUACAUGUAAAUCGAACGAAAAGUACAUGUCCAAAAACUGUAGACAGACUUGCGAAUUUUGUACAGGUAAGUCAAUUAAACUAAUGCCUCUCCUCUACACGUGCAUGUUUUAGACUCUUUGGUCUGGU